Molecule: messenger RNA, 2253 nt
Organism: Nezara viridula (southern green stink bug)
Lineage: Eukaryota; Metazoa; Arthropoda; Insecta; Hemiptera; Pentatomidae
Source: the annotation of a GenBank genome assembly
CUUAUGCCGAAAUUUAGAACCCUCUAGAACAUUCUGCUUUCAAGGACUGUUCGAAGUUCUUGUUUGUAGUCCGUAUCUUUUGUUCUUCCCAACUGCGUGUAGUACUUCGCGUUUCUUAAUUUUUAACAUCAAUCUCAAUUUAUUUUAAAAAUGGUCAAGGAAACCACUUACUAUGACAUAUUAGGCGUCAAGCCUAAUUGUACAACUGAUGAACUAAAGAAGGCCUAUAGGAAAUUAGCCCUUAAAUACCAUCCGGAUAAAAACCCAAAUGAAGGAGAAAAGUUUAAAAUGAUCUCACAAGCCUAUGAAGUGUUAUCCACACCAGAGAAAAGACAGAUUUACGAUGAAGGUGGUGAACAAGCCCUGAAGGAAGGUGGCAUCAACAUGAACAACUUUUCUUCUCCGAUGGAUAUAUUUGAUAUGUUUUUUGGUGGUCUCGGUGGUGGUAGGGGCGGAGGCCGACGGCGCGAACGUAGAGGGAAAAAUGUUGUUCACCCUCUGCUUGUCACACUCGAUGAACUGUAUAAUGGCAGCGUUAGAAAACAAAAAAUUCAGAAGAAUAUCAUCUGUGAUAGAUGUGAAGGACGAGGAGGAAAGAAAGGAGCAUCUCAAACUUGCCAAGAUUGUGGUGGUUCUGGUCUACAAGUACAAGUUCAACAAUUCGCUGCCGGUGUAAUUCAUCAAAUACAAACAGUUUGUCGUGAGUGUAAAGGGGAGGGCGAAUGCAUCAAGCCGCAGGAUAGGUGUAAGAAGUGUAACGGCAAAAAGACUAUUCAUGAAGAAAAAAUUAUCGAAGUACAAAUUGACAAAGGCAUGGCUGAUGGGCAAAAAAUCGUCUUUAGCGGAGAAGGCAAUCAAGAACCUGGUUUAGAACCCGGAGAUAUCAUGUUCGUUUUAGAAGAAAAAGAACAUUCAUUAUUCAAGAGAUCUGGUUCCGAUCUUGUUAUGUUGAUGAAUUUAGAAUUGGUAGAAGCCCUUUGUGGAUUCCAGAAAGUAAUUCAUACUCUCGAUAACAGAGACCUAGUCAUUACAGCCAUUCCAGGUGAAGUCACUCGUCAUAAAGAUUUGAAGUGCGUAAUGGGAGAAGGAAUGCCCACCUACAAGAAUCCAUUUGAAAAAGGUCGAUUAAUUAUCCAGUUUACAGUCAGUUUUCCAACAAAAAUUAAUCCUGAAAUCAUUCCACAACUUGAAGCCUGCUUACCACCUAGGGUCGAGCAAAUCGUUCCAGACAACGCUGAAGAAGUAGAAAUGAUCGAAGUAGACUCAGAAGAGGAAUCUCGACGACGAGAGAGGGCUCACCAGUACGAGGAAAUGGGAGCCCCAGGUUCUAAUAGGGUCCAAUGCGCCACGCAAUAACAACCUCGUUUCCUGCGUCUUUAUAUUUACUUCAGUGUAAUCUUGAAAAUGCUUCUUUCUUAGUUUGAGUACCCUCCAUUUUCUAAAUAAUUGUCAAGCCACUGCUCCUCCAAUAGGUAUUACUGGUUUUCAUUGCAUUUAUCUAACUAAUAAAGAAUUUUUUGACCAUGCAGUAAAUAAAACUUAGAUGUAUUUCGUAUAUAUGUAAUGUGUUAAUUUGUUAUUUUUCUUUUCCUUUUUUAUUUUCUUUUUUAUUUUUUUUUUUUUACUGGCACUACUAUCUUAGCUGUUCUAGAGUCUUGAUUCUAGUUUGACAAAUUUGGUGUAUUUCAAACAAAAUAUAUACAUAUUGACUUAUUUUUACCAUAAAAUUUAUAACUUUUAGGGUAGAAUGUUAUUGAAUAUAUUUAAUUUUUUUUUCUACCUUUAGUCUUUUCCUGUUCCUUUUUUUAGAAAGUUAAUUUAUAUGUACGAUUUAAUCUGUGAUCUUUUUCUUUUGUGUGUUGAAAAAUAAAAUAAAUAGUACUAAGCCGAUAUUAGAGUUAUUAUUACUUCUUUUGUUAACAGAACGAUAAACUGGAAUUUUUAAUUUUUAUUGUCAUCAUAUAUUUGUACAUUUUUUUCAUUAUGAUUAAUUGAGGUGUAAAUCAUUUCUUUAAAAAUUAAUUACUAACAAUAUUCCAUUGGCCAAACUCAUUAAUUUUCAUUGUUCAUCUAUUGUAUUUCUAAUUCAUAUCAAAUAAGUUUUACUUGUCGAAAUUGUAAAAAUGGAAUAUAUUUUAUUUCAGCUAUAAUAAAAUUUUCAUUCUUGAUAUCAGUUAUUAAUUUUGCUGUAUACAUAUUUAUUUUUUUAGUUAUGUUUUGGAACUAUAGAUUGUUAGUAAUAAAACGUUUAAG